Messenger RNA from Auxenochlorella protothecoides, 909 nucleotides. Its product is annotated as Cell number regulator 11. NCBI's taxonomy places the organism in Eukaryota, Viridiplantae, Chlorophyta, Trebouxiophyceae, Chlorellales, Chlorellaceae. The transcript has 4 exons. The record is from RefSeq and is a predicted model, not a curated record. The coding region runs from base 1 to 909 and encodes 302 amino acids.
AUGCCGGGGUCGGGGCAUAGGUCGGAGAUGGCGGAGGCGAGCCCCGACAGUGGACACGCCGAGUCCGCCCCCAUCCUGUCCGGCGAUGACGAGUCCAGCCUGGAGGAGUGGAACACGGGCCUUUUUGACUGUUGGGAGGACUGCCAUCUAACGGCCGAGGGCCUGUGCUGUCCGCAGUGCUUGCAUGCGGACAACGCGACGCGGAUCGACCGCUUUGCGACAUGCUGCCCAUACCAGUGCAGCUACAUGUGCCUCUCCGCCCUCCUCCUCUGCUCAUUGGUGGGAGGGCACCACCGGAAGGAGCUUCGACACACCUUUUCCCUGCCGGAGUCUCCGUGCAGCGAUCACAUGGUGCACUGCUUCUGCUCCUGCUGUGCCCUGUGCCAGGAGGCCCGUGAGAUCAAGCCCGCACCGCGGCUGGCAGCGGGCCUGGCGCGCACCGGCCAGCCGCCAGAGGUGCAGCACAUGGCGCGCACCUACUCCCACGGCCUGUCGCUGGAGGAGUGGGAGUGGGACGCGGCGGGCGGCAAGGUCGGCCUGGACCCCGGCACGCGCAGGUCCAGCAAGGCCACCAGCGUCGUGGCUCCCAAGGCCAAGGCCAUCCGCCGCAGCGCCAUGGUCACGCGGCCCUCGCAGGCCGGCAGCGCGCGCUCCGCCUCGGCGGACAGCAGCGGGGGAGGCCUGGGGUCCAGCGGCGGGGGCCUCUCUGGCGCCGACGGGGAGGGCGUGGGCGAGGAGGGGGACGACCCCGCCGCCCUAGAGGCGCACGCCGGCAGCCUCAGCUUCGUGCUGACGCAGGCCGCGGUGGCCGCCGCGCAGCGCAUCCAGGAAAAGGACCGCCAGGAGCACGCCGCCAUGGAGCGGCGGCUGGAGAGGGCGCGCAGCUCGCGCCGGGAGCGCAUGGAGUGA